AUGGCUCUCUCUAUUGUGUCCUCUGUUGCACAAUACCUCGGUGGUCUGGUGGUGCAUGAAAAAGAAUUAUUAGGUGGGGUGGCCGAUCAGAUUGAGAAUAUCCAAGUUGAAAUGAAGCAGAUGCAAUGCUUCUUAAAAGAUGCAGAUGAAAGAGUGAAUGAAAGUGAAAACAUUCAUAAUUUGGUUGCAGACAUCAGAGAUCUUGCUUACAAUGCGGAGGAUAUCAUAGAGUCCUACAUUCUCAAAGCGAAGUAUGCAAGCUUCUUCAAUCCGAAGAGAUACAUACGACUUCACGAAAUUGGGAAGGAGAUCAAAACACUUCAAUUGAAGAUCCAACACUUCACUCGCAGGGUAGAAACUUAUGGCUUCUUAUCGACUGGCCAAGAAGGAGGAACUAGCUCUACCACUGAGAUGCAGAGACAAUUGAGACAAUCUUAUCCGCAUUAUGAUGAUGAAGAUGUUAUCGGCAUACAGGACAACAUCAAGGUAUUGGUUGCAGAGUUGAUAAAAAAGGAAGGCCCCCAUCUGGUUUCCAUUGUUGGGAUGGGGGGAUUGGGUAAAACUACCCUUGCUAAAAAGGUAUACAAUCAUGAUGCUGUUAAGCGUUAUUUUGAUUGUUGUGCUUGGAGUUUUAUUUCCCAACAAUUCCAAGGACGAACCAUUUUGCAGGAAAUCAUUAGGAAAGUUUGCAAUGAAAUAGAACAUGAGAAUUUGAAUGAUGGAGAGAUGAAGGAGAAGUUAUACAAGCUAUUGGAAGACAAGUGCUAUUUGAGUUGGGAGUUGUUUUGUAAGAAAGAUUUUCUUUGGAAGAAUGUUGCAUCAAGUUCCUCCACUUUGUACCAUCCAGAAGCAGAGAAGAAAAAGAAGUUGGGAAGAGACAUGAUAAAAAAAUGUGGAGGUUUGCCUCUAGCGGUUGUUGUACUUAGAGGCUUGUUGGGAACAAAGAAAUCAAUUCAUGAAUGGGAGAUGGUUGCUAAAGACAUUACCAAGUACUUGAACAGAGUCGAACAACGACAAGAGCAACAUGGUGUUUCAGGGAUAUUGUCUUUAAGCUACCAUGAUUUACCUUCUUAUAUAAAGCCAUGCUUUCUGUACCUUGGCCUUUACCUAGAGGAUUCCGAAAUCCACAAAAAGGUAUUGAUCCAAAUGUGGAUAGCAGAAGGUUUUUUGCAGCAGUAUAAUGGGCUAGAAACAAUGUCGAAGGAAGAAAUUGGAGAAAAAUACUUGCUUGAGCUGAUUAAUAGGUCAAUGGUUCAACCGGACGAAAUGAGCUUUCAUGGAAAAUUAAAAACAUGCCGCUUGCAUGACUUGAUGCGAGACCUAUGCUUGCAGAAGGCAAAAGAAGAGAAUUUCCUUUCUACUUUUGAUGGUGAAAGUGCAGCAUCAGAUUCUUCUUCUUCCACUUCCGAGAUGUAUCCACAAUGUUGA
Messenger RNA from Macadamia integrifolia, 1428 nucleotides. RefSeq names its product putative disease resistance protein At1g50180. NCBI's taxonomy places the organism in Eukaryota, Viridiplantae, Streptophyta, Magnoliopsida, Proteales, Proteaceae. Gene Ontology annotation, molecular function: ADP binding. Gene Ontology annotation, biological process: defense response to other organism. The coding region runs from base 1 to 1428 and encodes 475 amino acids. The transcript is spliced from 3 exons. The record is from RefSeq and is a predicted model, not a curated record.